AUGGCCAAUGUGUUCGCAAUCACUCGAGAAGAUGUGAUCGCUCUCGGAAAACAUCCAGAAAUUCCUACACGCUUUCCCGACGGGAAUUGGGGUACGGGCUUCGGUGCUUAUGUGGCAUCUCUGGACGUGUUGCACAAAUUACACUGCCUCAACGGAGUGCGCAAGAUGACCUUUGCAGGUUGUGGCGAAAAGAAGUUCUUGAAGAAGACGCAUAGGACCCUCUGGUCGAUCCACUUGAGGCACUGUAUCGACGUGCUUGCGCAAGACAUAGUGUGUCAUGCGGAUGCCAACGUUCUCACGUACAUUUGGAUGGAUACGCAGGAACAUCUUUUUGUUGAUUACAGUAUCAGCCGAAACGGCAGGAACUUUGAUGAUACAUUGUCUUGGAAAGAAGAGCAUAAAGUGGACAUGGAUGAGUUUGUAAAAAUGGAGAAGUCAGUGGGCGUUAGGCAAGUGCCAGCUGAAGACGAGUACUAUGCGAUGUAUGGGUCAGAGGGUAGUGAUCUCUUUCCCGGGGGAGUCGGCUAUGUACCUACCAAAGCUGAAAUCUGA
This is a messenger RNA of Letharia columbiana, 552 nucleotides long. RefSeq lists its product as uncharacterized. The record is from RefSeq and is a predicted model, not a curated record. NCBI's taxonomy places the organism in Eukaryota, Fungi, Ascomycota, Lecanoromycetes, Lecanorales, Parmeliaceae. Gene Ontology annotation, biological process: mycotoxin biosynthetic process. Bases 1 to 552 code for a protein of 183 amino acids. The transcript is spliced from 2 exons.